CCCAUCUGAAAAAAACUGGGCCAAGAGUAGUUGCCUUUUUCUUCUUGUAGACAUCUCCUCAAGAAAGAGCGUGGCGGGCUGCUCCAUUUCCGUCUCAGAACAGCGUGCCCGGUGUCUUUUGUCUUGUUCUUGUUCUUCUAUAAAGUAUAAACUACUCAAUCUUGAGUUUCCUGUUUCCAUCUCCCCACAUAUUAAAGAAAAAUAAAAUCUUUGUGCUUUGUGCUUCCGUGAUCCUGCUUUUCUCUUUUUAUUAUCAAUAAUUUUCCCCAAUUUCCUUUUUAUUUCUUGGUAGGAUUGAUAAAGUUCCAGUCUUUUUCGAUUUCUCGUUGAUUGAGUGAGACAUUUCCCUUAGGAAGAUGGAGUUCUCCGGUAGCCCAUCGAGGGAGUGAAGGUUUUCUCUGUACAGGAAAGAUAAAAAAAAAAAAUGCAGAAUUUUGCUGGAACUCCGGGGACUGUGACUGGGCUUCUUCUAAGGGUAGGGCAAUUCAUCUUUGCGGCUGGUUCAAUUGUCUCCAUGGCAUCUUCUAGUAGCUUCUUCAAUGUCACAGCAUUCUGCUACUUGAUUGCUUCCAUGGCUUUACAGGUGAUUUGGAGUGGCGGUCUUGCAAUCCUCGACGCUUAUUCCUUGGCGAAGAAGAAGGCGCUCCACAGUUACUUCUUAGUAACCGUUUUUGCUGUUGGAGAUUGGGUGACAGCGACGGCAUCCCUUUCUGCAGCGUCGUCUUCGGCUGGAAUAACGGUUUUGUACUAUGGCGACCUCGGGGGUUGUAGCUUCGGCGAUGAAUGCACAAAGUUCCAGUUAGCAGUAGCAUUGGCUUUCCUGAGUUGGAUAAUGAUAGCUUUAUCCUCUUUAAUCAUGUUCUGGAUUUGGGCAACAAGUUAAGGUUUAAUUUGUAGUUUGGAUGUGUCAAACUAUGUAUGUAUAGAAUAACAGGAUUUGUUAGUUGAUGCAUAUUGUUUAUCUAUAUUUCAAUUCAUACAUAUGGUUGAUUAUAA
This is a messenger RNA of Ipomoea nil (Japanese morning glory), 996 nucleotides long. RefSeq names its product CASP-like protein 5B3. The record is from RefSeq and is a predicted model, not a curated record. Lineage: Eukaryota; Viridiplantae; Streptophyta; Magnoliopsida; Solanales; Convolvulaceae. Gene Ontology annotation, cellular component: plasma membrane. Bases 425 to 883 code for a protein of 152 amino acids. The transcript has 3 exons.